Molecule: messenger RNA, 1741 nt
Organism: Papaver somniferum (opium poppy)
Lineage: Eukaryota; Viridiplantae; Streptophyta; Magnoliopsida; Ranunculales; Papaveraceae
Product: putative F-box protein At3g10240
Exons: 3
Coding region: 345-974 (209 amino acids)
Source: RefSeq, a predicted model, not a curated record
CCAAAGCUGAGACAUGGCUAUAUAACGUGCAGUACUCUCUGUCAAAGCGUAAGACAGAUGAUCGGUUGACCCACCACCUUACAGGGCCACCGCCAUUUUGCAAGUGUGUCCAAAAGGAGUGUGACGCCCCGAUAACAGCCUUCAAUGAAAAAGACAGGGAGUCAGGGACAGCAAAUAAAGAUGGAGGGAUCAGAGGAAAGGUGAAAACGAUUUUGCAGAAGAGGAGGAGAAGUAAUACAAAAGAGGCUGUUCAGAACUCCACUACUGCUAGUUCUAGUAGUAUUGGUAUAUUUGAUAAAGACAUAGUAUGUGAUAUACUAAGCAGACUCCGGGCUAAGUCAAUUAUGAGAUUCAAGUGCGUAUCAAAAUAUUGGUGCACCUUAAUCCAAGACCCAUACUUCGGUGAUUUACAUUUUACCAGAUCAAAAACAUGUAUACGUCUUCUUUUCAUUGUUCCGCCACUUAAAAGUCAGCCAAAAAACAGAACUGCCGUCACCAAUUACAAAGAGUAUCCAGUGUGUUUCAAAACUGCUGACUUACUAUCUGAAGGUAAAGGCAGAGUUGUUUCAACCAUUCACACUGUAAGGAGAUCGAAAUCUUUUCAGUGUAGUGAAAUACUUGGAGCUGUUAAUGGUUUGAUUUGUUUCAUUGAAGAUUCCGAGGGUGCUGCUUGCAUAUUCAAUGUUAGCACUAGAGAGGUAACACCAUGGAUUAGAUCGUCAUUAGAUGAUGAUGAUGAUUUUUUUCCUUUAGCUUAUGGUUUUGGGUUCGAUCCUGCCACUAACCAGUACAAAGUCAUAUGCAUCUGGGAAAUGGCAGAAGAAGAGGAUAGCAGUACCAUUUUCGGUCCCCUUGUGUGUGAGGUCUUGACUUUAGGUGACAAUUCAUGGAGAAGGAUUGAUGAGGUACCAUCUCGACCUUUUACUCGCAUCACCUUCUAUUUAUGUCAAUGGUUCUAUAUAUUGGUUGCCUGACAUGUUUGAGAGUGACAAUAUGAAAGAUGGUGAUAUUGUGUUUAUAUUGGCAAUUGAUGUUGGAAGUCAGAAGUUCAGGAAGAUUCAAAUUCCUAAGUUCAUUGUUGAUCAGUGUUUCGAUUGUCGCUAUGGUUCUUUAUUCGAGCAAUAUGGUCAUCUGUUAGAAGUGAAUGGGUGUUUAGCUAUAUCAACCAGCACUAGUGCAUCCGCUGUCAAGAUCUGGAUACAUGAUGACAAUCAUCAUAGUAAACAUACAUCUGCGGAGACUGGUAACGAAAACUGGACUGAACACACUCUUACCGUACCUAGUUCUGUGGGUAUAGGUCCAGUUUUAUUGUCAUUCCGUUGCGGAUACAAGCCAAUUGAUCCUAGAAAUUCAUCAAACAAAAUCCAACUGCGAGAUAAAAUAUGUGUCUCUUUAUUCUUAUGAUUGGAAUAACAAGUCAUUCACGAAAAUGAAGAUCAGCGGGGUUCCCUCCUCAGUUCCUGAAUAUUUCUCUUCUAUAGUAUGUACGUCAUUUAGCGAAAGCCUAUUUUCCUUUGCAGAAGCAGAAAGAGCUGCAGUCGACUUUCAACAGAAAGUGAUCAGUAGGAGGCCUGUGGCAAGGAAAAGCAACACUGCACUCGACUUUUCUCUGUAAUUUUUCUUAGGCGACUGGUAUAGUAGGCUAGCCUUUACUAUUUAGCUAUGGGGAUUCAUUUUAAGCUUCUUUUGUUGCCUUUUUGUUUAAACUCUUUCGCGUUUAAUUUAUUCUAUAAAACUUUGA